Messenger RNA from Seminavis robusta, 666 nucleotides. Lineage: Eukaryota; Bacillariophyta; Bacillariophyceae; Naviculales; Naviculaceae. The record is from the annotation of a GenBank genome assembly.
AUGAAGAUUGGAUCUGUUACUUUCGUCCUCUUGGCCGGGUUCUCUCCUGCCUUGGGAUUCAACAACUAUUUGGAUUCCGUGGGUGGGGGUGGAGCACCCAAGAAGGCAUCGUUUGCUCCAGUUGGAAAGCCCAUGGCUGUACCAAGUUCAGGAACAGGAGGCUACCUGGACAACAUGGCUGGAGCCAGCGCUGCCACUCCUCCUCCCCCACCACCACCCCCGCCAGUGGCUCCCCCAGCUCCACCCGCUGCCCCCGCGGCUGCUGCUGCUGCCCCUGCUGCCAGCACGGCACCGACAGCUGGAGAUUAUCUGUCUUCGCUUCCCGUGGCGGCUGCUCCAUCGGGUGGUGGAGUGCCUGGAUACUUGGAUGCAUUGCCGCAAUCAGCGGCUGUAUCAGGAAGUGGCGUACAAGGAUACCUGGAUGCCAUUGCCCCUGCCAGUGGUGGAGGAUUUGCCCCCAAGCCUGCCUUUGCACCUCCUGCUGCUGCUGCCAGCGCGGCUCCUGCUGCUUCUGCCGAUGGCGAAGAAACUUUGAUUGCCCAAGAACCCGUCCUUACGGCCAUUAAUCAGCUGAAUGACAACAUGGUCAGGAAUCAGGAACUAACAAUCUCUGUUCUCGGUGAUAUCAGCAAAUCCGUCAAGGCCCUUGCGGACAAGACAAUAUAA